CUUUUCGCCCCCACAUCCCACUUACGCCGCAACCACCACUACUCCUAUUCCUCCACCACCACUCCACCUCCACUCUUGAAAUUAAAAAAUUACUACUCCGUGACUGCAAUCAUACAUAAUUUAGUCCGCCCCACCGUCAGCGUAUAUCUUCAAACAAGUCCAUUUGAAGCCACUCUACUUUUUUAUAACUCCAUUUUGCUGCAACAGAAGAACUAGGAAAAUUGGUGGUGGUGGUGGUUCAUGUGGAAUCGACAAUGGGGAAUUUCAUGUCUUGUUCAUCUUCUUCUUCUCAAUCGAAACAAGUAAAAAAGAAGCUGUUUCCAAAACGUUCUUCUUCUUGUAAAGAUAAUAAUAAUAAUAAUCAAUCUUCUAGAUGGAGUAGAAAUCGAUUUUCUAAAAAAGAUGAUUCUCUACUUAAUCAAGAAGAUGCAAUUGCUGCUGCUAUUUUAUUCCAACAACAACAAUUACAGAAUGGGGGUGCAUUUGAUCGGUCUACUUCGUUAAGAUACACCAGUGGCAAUAAUUCAAAGAAACAACAGGCUUUACCAAGGAGUUCAAGUUCUAGGGCUAGAUCAGUUUCUGAUACUAUUCUUCAACCCCAUCAGCUUCUUAAUCAGGAACUGAAAAUUGAUGAAUUGGAGACAUCACAUUUUGUACUUGUUCAUGGAGGUGGUUAUGGUGCUUGGUGUUGGUAUAAAACCAUGUCAUUAUUGGAAGAAGCUGGAUUCAAAGUUGAUGCAAUUGACUUAACUGGUUCUGGGAUUCAUUCAUGUGACACAAACACUAUUAAAUCUCUUGCUCAGUAUGUUAGCCCAUUAGUACUUCUUCUUCAAAACCUCCAAGAUGGUCACAAGGUUAUUUUGGUGGGUCACGACUUUGGGGGUGCAUGUAUAUCGUACGCCAUGGAGUUAUUUCCACACAAAAUUGCAAAAGCUAUUUUUAUUGCUGCCUCAAUGUUGACUGAUGGGCAAAGCACUCUCGACAUGUUCAAUCAACAGUCAGGUUCGAACGAUUUGAUGCGGCAAGCACAGGUGUUUUUAUAUGCAAAUGGAAAUGAUCACCCUCCAACUGCUAUUGAUCUUGACAAAUCGUUAUUGAAAGACUUGUUAUUUAACCAAAGUCCUGCUAAGGAUGUUGCAUUGGCUUCAGUGUCGAUGAGGCCAAUCCCCUUUGCACCAGUUCUUGAGAAGCUCUCUCUUUCUGAGAAAAAUUACGGCGCUGUGCGUAGGUUUUAUAUAGAAACGACAGAAGAUGAUGCAAUACCUUUAUCUGUACAACAAAACAUGAUAACUUCAAACCCUCCGGAAAGGGUUUUUAGGAUAAAAGGCUCCGAUCACUCGCCUUUCUUUUCGAAGCCUCAGUCUUUACACAAGCACUUGGUGGGAAUUUCAAGCUUCCCUGCAACAGAAAAGUGUGGUGAUUCCGUAAUUGGAUAACCACACAGUGAAUGAAUGUUUCGUCAUGCAAAGUGUCAUAGAUAGGCCAGUUAUUGAUGUUUGAUCCUCCAGUGUAAUGUACAUGGAAAUGCCAUGCCAGGGAAACUAUUUUUUUGUAACCUUAUUUGGCUAACAUUAUUUCGUGCCACUUAUAUUAUAAUGAGAUAUAUUCCUUGUUAGUUAUGGACU
This is a messenger RNA of Papaver somniferum (opium poppy), 1625 nucleotides long. Its product is annotated as putative methylesterase 11, chloroplastic. NCBI's taxonomy places the organism in Eukaryota, Viridiplantae, Streptophyta, Magnoliopsida, Ranunculales, Papaveraceae. The record is from RefSeq and is a predicted model, not a curated record. The transcript is spliced from 5 exons. The coding region runs from base 255 to 1436 and encodes 393 amino acids. Gene Ontology annotation, molecular function: methyl indole-3-acetate esterase activity; methyl jasmonate esterase activity.